Molecule: messenger RNA, 2882 nt
Organism: Propithecus coquereli (Coquerel's sifaka)
Lineage: Eukaryota; Metazoa; Chordata; Mammalia; Primates; Indriidae
Gene: ANKS3
Product: ankyrin repeat and sterile alpha motif domain containing 3
Exons: 17
Coding region: 499-2475 (658 amino acids)
Cellular component (GO): cilium
Molecular function (GO): protein binding
Source: RefSeq, a predicted model, not a curated record
UUCUUUCCUGUGUGGUGUUUACUGCUGUGUAACAUUCCAUCGUAUGGCUGUACCACCAUAGUUCAUCUGUUCUUCCAUGUGUUACAACAGCAGCUGUGAGAUAUCAUGGCCCCGUUAGCCAGUGAGGAAGUGGGAUUGGAGAUGCUAAGUAGCAGAGCUGAAUUUUGAUCUAACCCCCAAUCUAGGAUUCUUUCCCACCAAACCAGGAGCUGAUUUGAUCAAAUGACCCAAUUAGCAUUUCGUUACUGCCCGUCUGAGAGGUUUUCAGGCUUCUAGUGUUCCUGGAGAAUGCCCUUUUGGAAUCUGGGGUCUGUGGAUGUAAGAAGGAAAACGGACACUGCAGUUAAUGACUCACCACGCGUGCUCGUCUUUUUCUGCCUGGUGUCAAGCUCGCCAGCGUUCGCAUGAUGGAGCUGCCCAGACCAUAGACUAUUUAACCGUAGAACAUUGUCUAAGUCAGUCCCAGGGUUGACUGCAUGGCGUAGCAAUCUGAUAGUGAUGUCUGAGCUCAGCGACGAGGCCAGCGAGCCGGAACUCCUGAACCGCAGCUUGUCCAUGUGGCACGGGCUGGGGGCGCAGGUCAGCAAGGAGGAGCUGGACGUGCCCUUGGAUCUUCACACAGCUGCGUCCAUCGGCCAGUACGAAGUGGUGAAGGAAUGUGUGCAGCGGAGAGAGUUAGAUUUGAAUAAGAAGAAUGGUGGUGGCUGGACCCCGCUGAUGUAUGCCUCCUACAUUGGACACGAUACCAUCGUGCACCUGCUGCUCGAGGCAGGGGUGAGUGUGAAUGUGCCGACCCCGGAAGGGCAGACUCCACUGAUGCUGGCCUCCAGCUGUGGCAACGAGAGCAUCGCCUACUUUCUCCUCCAGCAAGGUGCUGAGCUAGAGAUGAAGGACAUUCAAGGCUGGACUGCCCUCUUCCACUGCACCAGUGCCGGGCACCAGCAGGUGGUCAAGUUCCUUUUGGACAAUGGAGCAAACGCCAACGUGAGGGAGCCGAUAUAUGGAUUUACUCCUCUGAUGGAAGCAGCUGCUGCUGGUCAUGAAAUAAUCGUGCAGUAUUUUCUGAAUCACGGAGUCAAAGUGGACACGAGAGACCACAGUGGGGCCACGGCCCGGAUGCUGGCCAAGCAGUAUGGACACAUGAAGAUCGUGGCCUUGAUGGACACUUACUCACCCUCUCUGCCCAAGAGCCUCUAUUGGAGCCCAGAAAAAUAUGAAGAUCUAAGUUCUUCGGAUGAAUCCUACCCUGUUCCUCAGAGACAGAGGCCCUAUAGGAAGAAGGGCCUCAGUAUCCACGAGGGGCCGCGCGCCUUGGCCAGGAUCACGGCCAUCGGACUUGGAGGCAAGACCCCACGGCCCAGCUGUGAACAGGUGCCUCCUCGGGGCUAUGUCACCUUCAACAGCAGUGAUGAGAACCCCCUGGAAGUGGAGGGCCUCUGCUACCGGGACGUCACCUCCCCCAUCAAUGACCGGGAUGUGGAGAGCAGCAGCAGCAGCAGCCGGGAAGAGCAAGAGCGUGCUUUCUGUGCCAGCCUCGGGGCCAUCCGGAGCAGCAGCAGCAGCGAGGGCCUGGCCAGAGCCCAGGGGCUCAGCAGCGAGGCCUCCGUGGAGAGCAACGAGGACUCAGAUCAUGCACGUAGAAGUUCAGUUCGCAAACAAACUAAAAGUUACGUGAAGACUAAGAAUCGUUGCGGCCAGUGGCUUCCCAGCACUGGGAUUUCUGGGGCAGUUUGUACUCCAGGAUCUGUCCCCCAAACUGAGAGGUCCCCCUAUUCAGGACCCCAGGACCUUGCUGCGCUGCUGGAGCAGAUUGGGUGUCUCAAGUACCUGCAGGUGUUUGAGGAGCAGGACGUGGACCUCCGCAUCUUUCUGACCCUCACCGAGAGCGACCUGAAGGAAAUCGGCAUCACGUUGUUUGGGCCCAAAAGGAAGAUGACCUCUGCCAUCGCCCGCUGGCACAGCAGCGCCCGCCCGCCCAGCGACGCCCUGGAGCUGGCCUAUGCCGACAGGCUGGAGGCCGAGAUGCAGGAGCUCGCCAUCCAGCUGCACAAGCGCUGUGAGGAGGUGGAGGCCAUGCGGGGCCAGGUGUCCCAGGAGCAGGAGCUGCGGGCUGUGGUGGAGAGCUGCCUGCUAGAGCAGGACGGGGCCCGGAAGGACGUCCAGGCCCAGCUGCAGGAGACCUGGGCCCUGGCCCGGGAUGCCACCCUCAUCCUGGACCAGCUGCGAGCCUGUCAGUCUGAGCUGUCAGCCCGAGUGAGGCAGGACCAGCCCCCUGGUGCAGCCGCCCUGGGCCCAGCCUUCCCCCACUCGGACUCCAAGGGCUGGCCAGCAUCCCUGCAGGCCAUGAGCCUGCCCGAGCUGUCGGGAGCCCUGGAGGACCGUGUGCACGAGAUGGGGCGAGCACUGUGUUCAGUGACCCAGAGCCUGGAGAAGCUGCAGGUGCUGAGCAGCAAGGAGAAGUGGCGGGAGCCCUAGCCCGGAGGGACGGUGAAUCUGACGUCGGGUGACUGAUCCACCCUGAAGCUGUGUGUCAGGAGUCAGGAGGGCCACGUGCAGGCGGCUGCGGCAAGCAGCACGGCCCAGGCGGGGCCAGAGGAUCAGGCCCCGGGAGCAGCCAGCAGACACAAGCAGGACAGGGACUGUGGCUCAUGCCAGGCAGCUUGGGCCAGCACUGUGGCAGGACGAGGGCCUGUCGCCCAGAGCCUGCUGGUAAGGCCCAGAGCUUGUGGCCUGGCCUAGCCCAGGCCAGGCAGGGCCUUGAAGAGAGAGAGUGUCCCCAUACAUGGGUGCCAGAGGCUUGACCUUAUGAGAACUGGGGCACCUCGAAAAUGUCAUUUGUUGGAAAAUAAAAUUUAUGAUCAGCUGUGAAGGGCUCAGUUCUG